This is a messenger RNA of Exaiptasia diaphana, 1799 nucleotides long. RefSeq lists its product as uncharacterized. The record is from RefSeq and is a predicted model, not a curated record. NCBI's taxonomy places the organism in Eukaryota, Metazoa, Cnidaria, Anthozoa, Actiniaria, Aiptasiidae. Bases 543 to 1508 code for a protein of 321 amino acids. The transcript has a single exon.
AAAAAGAGCAAUUGGAGAAAUCCAGUUUGACGGUAAAAUCUGUACCAAUCAUGUGCCUGCUAUCUUGACCUUACUGUUGCCAGUUUGUCUUUUGUGAGGUAUCCAUUUCAUCGACUUGAGUCUUAGGAAUGUUGUUUCCGACAUAGCGUGAUAUGCCUCAUAUCGUAAGAACAUAGGAAUUUUAGUCACGUAACAUAAGUACUAAGGUCUAAAACAGAGAAGAGAGUGUUCAUAUAGUAAUCAAGUAUGGACAACCUUCUCUCGAAUUGUUAAGCACGGAAGAUAGCUAAGACAUCGUGUAGUUAUACACUAUUUUCUUAUUUCGAAAUAAUCUUUUAUGCGGCGAUAGAAAGCGAGAAGAAAACAGUUCCUCGGAAGAGUCUCUGCACAACUGAUAGCAAUCAUCAACAUUGAGGAACGAUUUGCUGUCAAAAACGAUCUGAAAGUUUCAAUUUGAAGAGGAAAACUUCGUUUAUACCACAACUGCUCUAACUGGAAGGACUUUCAUACAAUUUCACGUUUAAGAAGUACGUUUACAACCGAUGGCUGAAGGGACAUCAGUGUGGUCCAAUGAGGAUCGUUAUGUCUCUCGAAUGAAUCUCCGAUACGAAAAACUCUURAAAAAACAGCUCGCYGUUCUUGAACACGAGAGAAAUAUGAAGACUAAGUCCUUGGAGGCAGAUAAAAGAACUUUYGAGGAACGAGUACAUCGUUUGAAUAUGGACCCGUCGGACCGCGCGCAUCUUUCUAARGAUACGGAAWRUAUGGUMACCGCCGAUAAGAAAAAAGAACUUGACCGYCUCUUGAAGAGUUUGAUGCACAGGCCCUACGAAACAAGAGCAGGGUAUUCUUACAUUGAAUAUCUAGCGAAGAAUAUGCAACCUUUGGUGAAGAGGCCUUUGCAAUGGGGGAUCAAYCCKCCUCUUUCUCCGCGCAAGGACGGCGCAGCACAGGGAGAAUURAAGAAGAAAUCUGARCCMAAACCUCAAUUGUUUUUAACACAAAUUGAAGGUCAAACAAUGUCACUAAGUCAACGCGCUUCAAUUCCUAACAAACAGAAAGCGCGCGCUAAAGGAAUAGUCCUCCCGCCAAUUGURAGUACAAUGAAACUUACAAACAGAACCRUUCCCGAGAAAAACAGACUMUCRCCCAGAAAAMAUUACAGAGAAACAYCAAAACACUCGCAGAAYGCGAAUGAUACGUUAAAUCCUGAAAGACAGCGAAARMGAUCUCAUCAAAAGAGCCCAAAACAAGACAAACKCGACGAGAAAUCUUCACUUGUUGUGCAAAACGCGCAGGACGAUAAGCGGCCGCCUAUUGCCAUGGCGACGUUAAAGGUUCCGUCCCCAACUUUCCCAUCUUUUAUAGAUAUUCCUAAAGCUGACGAAGAGCAUUUGGACAACGCCGAAGGGAAAGGCGAACAAGACGCGAAUGCUAGUAGAAUCUGUCGACCUAAUUACGCUUUAUCUAUAAACGCUCGAUUCYUAAUCAGACGCAAAUCAAUAUAGAACGACUAUACGCCCAAAGAAUCAUGGGUAGGUUGCACGCUGUCGACSGAAAAUCAAUAUAAGAAGUUACUACAAUUUCAUAGGUCCSGUGCAUUCACUAUAGCGCUAACUACCGGAUAAAACCUUAUAUAGCGGAUAAAAUCCUUACAAAAUCGAURKCURUUGGRUGGAUAGCUUAAUCCACRUMUUGCACAACGAGMYCCAUGCCCAAAUACAAUACAAAAACAACUUUAAUUGUUUUUAAAUUCAAUUAAUUUUAAACUACAUAGAGAUUUACGACAGAACAAUGUA